AUGGUGUAAUAUUGGUGGAUUUGUACAGGAAUACAAAAGUCAUCGGAUAAAGGACAGCAGAGAGAAAGAAGGCUGUUAGCAAUGGAAGAGAAGAAUGUUAACUUUUCUGGAAGGGUGAAUAUUCAUAGAGGAAUUUUGGCAACAUGGUCAUCUGAGAUACUAAAUAAGAGACUGAAAGAAGAUCCCAUCAACACGCUGAAGCUGAUUACCAAGAACAUGCUUGAUGGAAUUUUUGAUGAUUUGAUGGAAAAGAAUGUGUUAAAUAAGGAUUACUUACAAAAAUUAGGGAAAGGAGUGAACCUCAUCAUGAAUGAGACUGAAAUCCUGAUUGAGGAUGUUGCUGAGAAAAGUCAAAUGGUUGGCAAAAUAGUUAUGAACCAUGUCUUCAACACCAAGAAACAGCUGUGUUCAAAUGAGUGUCUCGGGCCAAAGGGCUAGUAACUUGUAUAACCUUACGCAGUUUUUGUUGUCUUCUUCCUGCUCACAAGUGGAGAACUGUCCACAUCUCUAAUAUAUUCUUUGUCUGACUUUAUUAUUUAAUACUGCAAAAUGCCCUGACAGGCCAGAACCUGUUCCAGCAUCCCCAAUUUCUUUUAAAGUAAGCAACUGUCACCUUCAAUCAUUCCAUAACAUUUCAUUUACUUAUUCAUUAUAUCUCUCCCUGCUAAAAUGUAAGGUCCCCGUGGCAUCUAUCUCUGUCUGCUUGGUUCACGAUUACAUCUGAAGCUCAUAGAAAUGGAACAUGAAUCUCAUUCUGACAAUGAGACUAAUGAAUCUAAGAACAAUGAGUCAUUUUCUUCUUCGACAGAAUCAUCUGAAGAUGAAAGUGAAGAAAAUAGAGAUGAGGAAAAAGCUGAAUCAACCCAGGCAUUGGCUCUCCCUCAGACAGGGUCAGGAAGUGACAGUGAAGAUGAUGAAACUAAGAAGCAUGCUGGAUUGUUCCAGGUAUCACUUCUACCUUUGACAGCUCCUCAGAAAACUCAGGCUUCCCAAGCAAAUCAUGAGUUGAAGCUUUGUCCUCAUGAUCAUUUCCAUAGACUGAUGACAACAAAAGCAGAUGAGAUAUAUCCAGUGUUGGAGAAGGAGGGCAGAACAUGCUUGGCCCUCAUCAUCUGGAACAAAGAAUGUAAUUAUCUUGCCAAUCGACAUGGUUCUGAAGUUGACCUUUUGGGGAUGCAAGACCUGCUUGAAAGCCUUGGAUACUCAGUGGUUGAAAAAGUGAAUCUCACAGCUCUGGAAAUGGAAAUAGUGCUAAGGCUGUUUGCUGCCCGCCAAGAGCACCGAUCCUCAGACAGCACAAUCCUGGUGUUUAUGUCACAUGGCAUCCUGGAUGGGAUGUGUGGGGUAAAGCACAGAGAUCAAGAGCCCGAUAUUCUUCACGAUGAUACCAUCUUAAAAAUUUUCAACAAUCGCAACUGCCAGAGUCUAAGAGAAAAACCCAAGGUCAUCAUCAUGCAGGCCUGCAGAGGCAGAGGUGCUGGGACUGUUUGGGUGACUGACAUAGGAGGAGACUCUGCAUAUACAUAUGACCAUACUUAUCAGUGUUACUUCUGGAGUGAUGCUGUCACAAAGACCCAUGUGGAGAAGGACUUCAUUGCUUUCAAAUCUUCAACUCCACAUAAUAUUUCUUGGAGAAUGAACACAAAUGGCUCUCUCUUCAUUUCCCAACUUAUCUACUAUUUCAAAGAAUAUUCUUGGUGUCAUCAUUUGGAGGAGAUUUUUUGA
Molecule: messenger RNA, 1725 nt
Organism: Pteropus alecto (black flying fox)
Lineage: Eukaryota; Metazoa; Chordata; Mammalia; Chiroptera; Pteropodidae
Product: caspase-12-like
Exons: 10
Coding region: 736-1725 (329 amino acids)
Biological process (GO): proteolysis
Molecular function (GO): cysteine-type endopeptidase activity
Source: RefSeq, a predicted model, not a curated record